Messenger RNA from Anoplopoma fimbria (sablefish), 4750 nucleotides. It is a transcript of the gene fgfr4, whose product is annotated as fibroblast growth factor receptor 4. The transcript has 20 exons. Lineage: Eukaryota; Metazoa; Chordata; Actinopteri; Perciformes; Anoplopomatidae. The record is from RefSeq and is a predicted model, not a curated record. Gene Ontology annotation, molecular function: fibroblast growth factor receptor activity; fibroblast growth factor binding; ATP binding. Gene Ontology annotation, biological process: protein phosphorylation; positive regulation of cell population proliferation; multicellular organism development. Gene Ontology annotation, cellular component: signaling receptor complex; membrane. Bases 655 to 3261 code for a protein of 868 amino acids.
CGGACUGAGGAGGCUGAGCUUCACAUUUGAGCGGCAGAGCUCAGAUCUGAUCUGGAUACAGCCACAGGAGAGAGGAGAGGCGCUGCGUAAAGACGCACGUAAAGUUAUCCAAGAGAGAGGACUCUAAACCACCUCUUUCUCGGAUCUUUUUCCACUAUUUUUAAAGCGAGAAGGGACAGAUUUUGGGUUUUUUUUAAUAUCCACUUUCUGGCUUUCGUGUUUGGUGUCCUUUCUCUCCAUGGAUUUAGCCCUGUGAGCUGGCUGCAGUGGACUUUGCCCAGGGGGGAUCACAGCUCCUUCCACCGGCCACCAGCAGAGCCAGCAGGCAGCUGUCGUUCAUGGUCCCAGGGGCUGUUUUUAAUGGAUUUAUAAGCUCGACUUUCUAUUUUUUUUUUCAUAAACUGCUUCUGGGGAAGGUACACCAGAGCUCCAAAUGAGGAUUUCAAUAUUCACCGGUAUUGAACGGGACAAGGAGUGAUCCCUCCCUCCCUCCCUCCUCUCCCCUUGGUGCCAGUCAUCCCCUGCGUGGACAGAAAAGGAUCCAGAUUUAGAGGCUUUGUGGGUUUUCUGACGUUCCCAAUGCCAGAAACCGGAGUGUGAGGCCAACUCCAGGCUUCCAACGUAUAUUUCUACUGUUUCUACCAGAAGACACGCAUGAAGAAGAUGGAGAGGAUCUGCACGUUCUGCGUUCUCCUGCUCUGUUUGAUGGACAAAGUCUCGGCUAAGGCCAUCCACAAAGGAAGGAAUAAAGAUCUUCGGGUCUCCAGGCCUCCGAUCAUACCAGGUUAUCCAGAAAACACCACGGGGGUGGUGGGUGGUCGGCGGUCAGCGUGGAUGGAGGUCCUGCCUGGUACCAUAAUUUCUCGAACUGUGGACCUGACUGCUGCAGACAUCCCAUCAGAUGUUCUUGACGACCUGAGUGAGGACACCACAGAGCAUCUUCUGCUAGAGCCGGGAAACGUCCUGAAACUGCGCUGCGACCCGAGCACCCGGCCCGGCAUGGCGGUGACCUGGUACAAGGAGGGGGUCCGGGUUCUGGCCACGCCCCGCAUCCAGAUCCGCGGAGCCAUCAUGGAGAUCACAGAUGUGACAUAUGAGGACUCUGGCAUUUAUGUGUGUGUUCUCCGGGGAACCAAAGAGCCUGUGAGGAACUUCACCAUCACUGUGGCAGACUCGUUCGGGUCGGGGGACGAUGAUGAGGACAAUGGAUUGGACGACUCAUCGGCUGAGAUAGAAAACGACCAAGUUUACUUCUCCAGAGGUCCUUACUGGACCCACACUCAGCGUAUGGAGAAGAAGCUGUAUGCUGUUCCUGCAGGCAACACGGUGAAGUUUCGUUGCCCGGCCAUGGGCAGCCCCAUUCCAAGCAUCCGCUGGCUAAAAAAUGGACGUGAAUUCAGAGGAGAGCACCGCAUUGGGGGCAUCAAGCUGAGACACCAACACUGGAGCCUGGUAAUGGAGAGCGUCGUGCCUUCAGACAGAGGAAACUACACCUGCAUGGUGGAGAACAAAUACGGCUCCAUAGCUCACAGCUACGUCCUCGAUGUCCUGGAGCGUUCCCCACACAGGCCCAUCCUGCAGGCUGGUCUACCAGCCAACACCACAGCAGUUGUGGGAAGCGACGUCCAGUUCCACUGUAAGGUCUACAGCGAUGCCCAACCUCACAUUCAGUGGCUUAAACACAUAGAAAGGAACGGCAGCCGCUACGGUUCUGACGGGACGCCCUACGUCCGGGUCCUCAAGACCGGCAGUCUGAACAUGUCAGAGGUGGAGGUGCUCUACCUGUCCAAAGUAUCCAUGGAGGAUGCAGGAGAGUACACCUGUCUGGCUGGAAAUUCCAUCGGAUUUGCGCACCAGUCUGCUUGGCUCACCGUCCUCUCAGAGGAGGAAGCAGCAGACGCUAUGGACACCUUGGAGACAAAGUACACAGAUAUCAUCAUCUACGCCUGUGGUUUCCUGGCCCUGAUCAUGGCCAUCGUCAUCGUGGUGUUGUGUCGAAUGCAGGUCCACCCAAGAAGGGAGCCGUUUGACGCCCUCCCUGUCCAGAAGCUCUCCAAGUUUCCUCUUCGCAGACAGUACUCGGUGGAGUCAAACUCGUCUGGGAAGUCCAGUGCGUCGCUGAUGAGGGUGGCUCGCCUCUCGUCCAGCUGCUCUCCCAUGCUGGCUGGAGUCAUGGAGUUUGAAUUGCCCUAUGACCCUGACUGGGAGUUCCCCAGAGAGAAUUUAACGUUGGGCAAACCUCUAGGAGAAGGCUGCUUCGGUCAGGUGGUCAGAGCCGAUGCCUACGGCAUCAACAAGGACUCUCCGGAUCCGGCUUCAACUGUGGCGGUUAAGAUGCUCAAAGAUGACGCCACAGACAAAGAUCUGGCAGACCUCAUCUCGGAGAUGGAGCUGAUGAAGGUGAUGGACAAACACAAGAACAUCAUCAACCUGCUUGGAGUUUGCACACAGGAUGGGCCUCUGUAUGUUCUGGUGGAGUACGCCUCCAAAGGCAGUCUGAGGGAGUACCUGCGGGCCCGAAGACCCCCAGGCAUGGACUACACCUUUGAUGUGACCAAGGUGCCUGAAGAGCAGCUCACCUUCAAAGACCUGCUGUCCUGCGCCUACCAGGUGGCCAGAGGGAUGGAGUACCUGGCCUCAAAAAGGUGCAUCCACAGAGAUCUGGCAGCCAGAAACGUUCUGGUGACGGAGGACAACGUGAUGAAGAUCGCUGACUUCGGCCUCGCCAGAGGAGUCCACCAGAUCGACUACUACAAGAAAACCACCAACGGACGGCUGCCGGUGAAGUGGAUGGCACCCGAGGCUUUGUUUGACAGAGUCUACACACACCAGAGCGACGUGUGGUCGUUUGGUGUUCUGAUGUGGGAGAUCUUCACGCUGGGCGGCUCACCGUACCCUGGUAUCCCCGUCGAGGAGCUCUUCAAGCUGCUGAAGGAAGGACACCGCAUGGACAAACCCUCCAACUGCACACAUGAACUCUACAUGAUGAUGCGUGAGUGCUGGCAUGCUGUUCCCACCCAGAGGCCGACCUUCCAUCAGCUGGUGGAGGAGCUGGACAAAGUGCUGCUGUCCAUCUCUGACGAGUACUUGGACCUGUCGACGCCCUUCGAGCAGUACUCCCCGUCGUGCGAGGACACGUCCAGCUCCUGCUCCUCCGACAACGACUCUGUUUUUACCCACGAUGCCUUGUCCACCGACCCCUGCCUCCUGGGCUACCAGGACGUGCGCUCCAGGAUAGAUAUGAAGACGGCGCUCCGAUAGACUCCCAAACGGAAGGCAUCACCACGUUUACAGACAUGAACACAACACUUGUAACACAUCCACUGGCGGCCAUAUUGGAGGUUCGCAGAAGCAUUUCAUCAAGUUAAAGUUGGACCUCCAUUAUGGCACCAGACGAAGCCCUUAGAUAUAGGUGGGCAUUUAUACACACACAUAUAAACACAUGUAUGCAAGUGGAGCACUGAGGCCGGUGGGCUUCAUCACAUGGUGAAAGUUUGAAGAAAAACAUUUCAUCGUGGGCAGAAGAAAAAAAGAGGACAAACAAAAAUGCGGUACUUUGGACUAUCAGCUCUGGCACUGUGCCCAAGAACAGUUGUAAACGUUGGAGAGCUGCGGCACUAAACACAACAGGAGAAGAACCUGGUACUCGUAAAGGCCUCGAAAUGCUUUCUUUGAUCAACUCUCCCUCAGCGAGGCGAAGGACAAUGAUCUCCUCACACAACCCGAAACCAGGGCGAGAAACAAGACAUUUUAAACAAAAACAAAAAGAUUUAUUUUGCUAUGAUAAAAAAGAAGAAACAGAUAGUUAAAUAUAAAUCUCUCUAUAUAAGAUUAUUUUACUUUUGUGUUGCUUAUUUAAAAAAAGAAAAAACGGUCUUAAAUCUCAGGAUCUCGUGUGCUAAGAAGUGGCUGUAGUGGCAGCAAAGUGCCUGAAUUUACGAUUUCCUGUGAAUAUAUUAGAAUAUUAAAAUAUUGUAUGUACAUAUCAACAGCAGAAAGACGAUUGCCUUUAUAAAUUAUUCUGAAUGACACAAAAAUGAAGGUUAUUGGAGGCGAAAGGAGAGAGGAAUUUAAUCAAGUGUUUUAAGUGCCAAACCUGUUGCAGCUGUCAUAUUGUCUUCAUGUUCGGGUUUCAUUCCAAAAUAUUCAAUUUAGUGGGAACAUAUGAACGCAAUGAUCCCCUUUAAAUUAAAACACAACAUUUAACUCACCCCCAAAACACAAUCUAACAGUAGAUGCUAUUAAAGAUUGGUUUGCAUCUGCGGCUUUUGAAAAAAAACCAAAAAAAAAAACAGUAUUUGACAACCCAAGAAAUCCUUCGACUCAAACCUCAAAUGUAUGUGGUCCAAAAAUUAUGGAUUUGACCUUUAACGAUGGCUUAAAAUUUUGGAAUGAAACCCUCCAUUUGUUAUUUUGUAGUAAACUGCUUCGACCUCCAGCCCAAUCAAACAAUUUGUGGUUAAAUACCAGAAGGAGUUCCAGUUCUUGUUGCUGCUGUUGGAAGAAAACCAUCAAUGUUUUAGCUCCGAUACAAAAUUCUUAAGUCAUAAAACGAGUUUAGAAAAGCUCUGGGUCUCAUUAACAUGUUCAAAACAACCAUGUACAGUUUGAGACAACACUACGUGGUCUUCCUCUAACAACAGCUUCACUCUUUCAGUCUGCAUUGUCAGAGACAGUGGGUCCAGGGUGGGACCCCACCCUGAAAGGAGGACUGACGAUUCAGCAUUGGGGACUCCGUUGGGGAGCUGGC